This is a messenger RNA of Linum tenue, 1011 nucleotides long. The record is from the annotation of a GenBank genome assembly. Lineage: Eukaryota; Viridiplantae; Streptophyta; Magnoliopsida; Malpighiales; Linaceae.
CUCUUUUCUCUCUCUAUCUCUCCCCUCUGUUCUUAUCUUCUUCUCUGCUCGUUCUUCCAUUUCUUCCUUGCCAAAGCAAAUCAAGCUCUCCAGGGGUUACAGUGGCGGAAUACUCCCCCUACAACAGCCUGGCCUGCCGGUUGAGGGACCCUAAGGACGGCGACGACUGGAAGGGAUAUUCGACCCCUUCGACGAGAGUCUCCGAUGGGAGGUGAUCAGGUACGAGCAGUUGCAUACAUCAAGAGGCUUCUGGACCAGUUUUAUAGUGACUCGAGACUUCAGUGUAAGCUCUCCUCUAAAGACUGUGCUGCUCUGGUUGAUAAGAUUACAGCUAGAAUCAGAACAUGGCAUAAGAUCCUAAAGGAGAUUGAGAUGCACUAUAGUCGAUUUCUCUAUGGUGUUAGAGGUCUUAACACGAGGACACAAGCUCAGGUGCUAUGGACGUUUGUAGCAUUACCUAAGGAAGAGGGGGGUGUAGGUAUCCGUGAUUUCAAGAAGUGGAACCAGGCCUGUGUAGUCCGCCAUAUUCGGAAUCUAUUAGCUGAAACUGGUUCUUUGUGGGUUGUAUGGGUGAAGAAGUAUAGAUUGAAGCAAAAGGCAAUCUGGGACCUUUCAGUUCAGUUAGCAGGGACCUGGAUAUGUAAAAGGAUAUUGAAGUGCAUAGAGGGUAUUCAAUCUUAUUUAUCAGGUAGUGCAUCUCAAUUGGCUUGGGAUGGGAAAAUAUUGCCUAAGUACUCUGUCAAGAUGGUCAGGAAGUCUAUAAGUACCCCCAACCCUCUAGUUGAUUGGUUUCCGGCUAUGUGGGCAAGCCUUUUAAGGCUAAACACAGUUUGUUGUUAUGGUUGAUUGUGUUGAAUUGAAUCACCAUAAAGGAUAAGCUAGUAGCAUGGGAAGUUGUGUUGGUCACUCUGCAUCAGCUACAUCUAGCGCGAGAGAUGUUGUCGAAGCCAUGAUUGCAAGUAUUUGCACCCCAAGACAGCUUGUUCGAAGAAUUGAGAAUGAGGUUAAGCG